CUCGGCUCCAGCCCCGCCACAUUGAGUACACUCGGGAGUACAAAUGUGCGCUGGCGCCGCGGACCCCGACUAGGUUUUUCUGGAGCAUACUGGAAGGACUUGAGCUAUGACGACGCUUGAAUGUGAUCCAGCCUUCGGUUGCUGAGGAUUAGAAACAAUAGAAGCAGAUUUCUCCUGAAAGGGAACACUUGAGCCUGCCCCAGUUUGACAGAGCCACCGUGUGGGAAUGGCAGCUCCCCGGCCGAUUAAAGGCAUCCUCAAAAACAAAAACUGCGCGGCAAGUGUCAAACCUCUCCCCGAUGACGUUCAAGGGGAGAAUCCGGAGCAGAUUCCCGGACUGUCGGAGGAUGACCAGCAGAAGAAAUCCCAGAAGUGGGAUGAGAUGAACAUCUUGGCCACGUACCAUCCAGCAGACAAAGACUACGGCAUGAUGAAGAUUGAUGAGCCCAGCACCCCCUACAACAGAAUGGUUGGUGAUGAGGAUGAUGAAGGAGCACUCAGUGAUUCAGAUGCCAACGCGCUCCCAGCAGACGACCUGGCUUCAAAACUGAUGGCUGCUGAGGGCUCAGAUCCUCGUUUUAUGAAAGAAGAUGAUGAAGAGGAUAGCAGCGAGGAAGAGGAGGAGGAACUUACUCCUGAAGAACAAGCCAAAAAGAAGCAUUUCCAAAUGAUGAGGAAGAUGCACUACAACGAGGGACUCAACAUCAAACUGGCCCGACAGCUCAUCGCCAGCGAGCUCCAAGAAGAGGAAGAGGAGGAGGAGGAAGAUGAUGACGUAGAUGAAGAGAUGAGGGAAGACAUGGAGGAGUCGGAGGAGAUCAGCGUUGACCUGCCACAAGAAGGUGAAUCCCUGGACUCGUAGAUGAAGCCUGUCAGACCCAAGCAGACGAUGGCGAUUUCACUGUUGAGACAAAUUGCAGACUCCGCUUCACCGCCCUCAGAACAAAUCUACCACAAUACCAGAGUCGCUCUAUUGCCUCCUGAGAGCAGCGUCACACACAAACAGAACACAAGUGAAUCGUCUUUCUCUCAUCCUUUGGUUGCCAAGAAAAGCCCCUCCCUGCUACAUCGCCACAGAGGCGGGUCUCAAUCAUACGUGACUGUGAAGGGUUUACUGCCUUUUUUAAUGACACAGUGAAGGAACCAGGACUUCCGUCUGGCUGCACAGAGCCAAUGUGUCAGGACUCCAUGGCCCGGAGAGAAGCAUAUCAGAGAUUUAGUGAGGGGUCUUUUUUUGUGAGAAAACAACUGGGUUUCACACUUUUAACUUUGUUCAUUAGUAAAUUAUGUUAAUUACUUUAAAAUACUGUUUGUAUUCUCUGUGCUCAUCUAUGACCUGCUUCAUACCGGAACAUAAUUAUUUAAUUUAUGCAGAUUAUGGCUUCACUUAACUAAAAUAUUUAAGUAUAUAAUGAUCUCUUGUUAUGAACAUAAGUUAAGUUUAACUUCAGACAAGCUAUUCCGGCAUCGCUGAAUGGUAUUAACAGCACACAGAACAGCUCAGUCCAGCGAACUGUUAUUUGGAUUAAUAUUGAAAAGGAAGCAUGAUGAAUUUCUGAUUGUGGUUUUCUCUUUUUUUUUUUUUUUUUUUUUUUUUACACAAGAUUCCCAAGAUGUUUCAAAUGUAAGGCAUUCUUGAAAUGUAAAAUAAACUAAGUUUGAGAUAUUGGUCUAAGUAAUAUUAAUGUUUGAUUAGAAUGGCAUUUUUUGAAUUCUACUUCCUGGAAUUAACUACACAUUUUCUCACAUUUUUAUGACACCGAAAUGUCUUGGACAGAAACAUUGUUGAUGCUACUGAUCAAUGACUUUGCUUGAAUACAGGAACUUUGUGAAAUUGACCACUGGCUCUUUUCCUGUUCAGAUUUCGUUCAAGUGAUGUAGUUGACUGACUUUUUUUCUUUUUUUUUCUCUCUUGAGUGACUUGGGGUUUGCUGAUGUAUGUAGCACCUUUUGUAUUGUGAUUUCAUGUUUUGUUUGUGAUCAUUUCUGUUGAAUGAAUUAUGGAAAAAUGUCACCAUGCCUUUUGUUCAAACCGACCCUGCUUAAAUCCAACCUCAUAAUUCCCCAUCUCAUUAUUACACUUGGAAAUAUCAUUGUUAUAAUAACAAAAAACAGAUAGGAAACCAAUGCCUGCAUGUGUGAUUGAGUGAAGAAAAAGGUGGCUUCUUUGAUAAUAAAAAAAGUUGCUUAAAGUGUAUCUGACCAGUUAAGGGGGUUAUUACACGUCAUUGUGCCUCAUGUAUUUGUCACGUUGAGCUGGUGCGCUUCAGGGUUUUUUUUGUCCAUCACUGAUUGUUUUGUGCUGAUGAAUUUGCACGAUGUCAAGACUGUAAUUAACUUUAUAAUUCCAGUUUGCAUGUUCAUCAUCCGAUUGUGCACAUUCUGUUUUUAUGUGUCCCAUAAUUAAAGAGAACUCUAAGA
Molecule: messenger RNA, 2421 nt
Organism: Synchiropus splendidus (mandarinfish)
Lineage: Eukaryota; Metazoa; Chordata; Actinopteri; Syngnathiformes; Callionymidae
Gene: ppp1r2
Product: protein phosphatase 1, regulatory (inhibitor) subunit 2
Exons: 6
Coding region: 227-862 (211 amino acids)
Biological process (GO): regulation of signal transduction
Molecular function (GO): protein phosphatase inhibitor activity
Source: RefSeq, a predicted model, not a curated record